This is a messenger RNA of Oncorhynchus nerka (sockeye salmon), 2572 nucleotides long. RefSeq names its product interferon regulatory factor 5-like. Gene Ontology annotation, biological process: regulation of transcription by RNA polymerase II; immune system process. The record is from RefSeq and is a predicted model, not a curated record. Gene Ontology annotation, cellular component: nucleus. The transcript has 10 exons. Gene Ontology annotation, molecular function: protein binding; DNA-binding transcription factor activity, RNA polymerase II-specific; RNA polymerase II cis-regulatory region sequence-specific DNA binding. Bases 444 to 2045 code for a protein of 533 amino acids. Lineage: Eukaryota; Metazoa; Chordata; Actinopteri; Salmoniformes; Salmonidae.
UCUGUCAACCGGAAGGGUGGUAUCUGGGCAGGUUCAGCAAACACACAGGCACUACGUUUGUUCAUGUUUAAAGUCAAAUCAUGUUUGGCCGCUGUUUGUGGAAAGUUUUCUGAAUAAGCCUGGGACUUUCUGUCAUUCUCCCACACACUCCUUUGAACUUGUGACGGUGUUGGGCAAGGUUUGUGGCAAUUAGACUACCAAGUAAAAAGCUUACCUGUGGCGGCGCGCAUACUCUGCCUGGCCUGUUUCUGUUUGUGGAAGGAGGGAUCACUACAGUCAGCGUUCUUGAACUCUUCGAUACAAGGGAACGAAAUCAUUUUGUGGAGAAGACAUAUCGUUAAAAGAUCAUUUCCUAAACAGGCCUGUUGCCAUCAUAAAUCAAAACGCCCCUUCACUCACCCCCUCUGAAGCCCCUUUCUCCUCCCUGCGUGGUGCUCUGCCCAAUGAUGAGUGUGCAGCCUCGGAGGAUCCGCCUGAAGCCCUGGCUGUUAGCCCAGGUGAACAGCGGGAGGUACCCCGGCUUGCAGUGGCUCAGCCCGGACCACCGGAUCUUCCAGAUCCCCUGGAGGCACGCCACAAGACACUUGCCCACCUCUGAGGAAGAGAACACCAUCUUCAAGGCCUGGGCUCUGGAGACAGGGAAGUACCAGGAGGGUCUGGAUGAGCCGGACCCUGCCAAGUGGAAGGCCAACCUGCGCUGUGCCCUCAACAAGAGCCGGGAGUUCAAACUGAAAUACGACGGCACCAAGGAGACACCCGUCCAGCCCUACAAGAUCUACGAGGUCUGUGACCAGCCCUGCAAUGGAGACACAGUUGAUGAAGAUGAGGAGGAGGAGAUGCCGAAUAUUGUUGACCUCUCCAUUGACCCCAGAAUUAGUGACCCACGCAGUUAUCAGGCAUUCCCUACCUCACAUGGGAUAGACGUUCCCUUCAGCUCCCCCCUCAAUGACAGAUAUGGCACCUCCCACCACACCCCUAUGUACCCCAGUCCCAACAUGCACUCCAAUCGCAACGGGGCCAAUACCAUGGCAGCGGAUCUCCCUCAGCCAACCAUGGCUCCCCCAGAGUUUUCUUCCCACGUUCCAUUGGUGGUGAAGUUGGAACAUGGGGUCUUUGUGCACCAUGGACCCGCAGAACCCUCCAACGGCCUGGGGAUGGGUGGAGGGAGCAUGCAGCCUCCUAUGGUCACUGAGAUGGCCACCAUGGUUCCUUCUGCUGCAUCUGCGGCUCCGGUUGCCCCUCACCCAGGUGUCGCCCCAAUGGAGGCCAUGUCCGGAGUCCAGAACCAGGAAGAAGGGCAGGCGGUGCCACCCUACAAAUAUGACCUGCUGAACAGCCUGCCGUUGACUGACCUAGACAUGAAAUUCCAGUAUCGGGGUCGCAAGAUUGGCUCCCUGACAGUGAGUAACCCCCAGGGCUGCCGGCUGUACUACGGCCACUUGGAGCCCACCCCGGAGCAGGUGGACCUGUUCGGCCCUGUCAACCUCAACCAAGUUCUCUUCCCUGGCUCGGCCGACAUCCAGAACGAGAAGCAGCGGUUCUACACAGAGCACCUGCUGGAUGUGAUGGACCGAGGCCUGAUCCUGGAGAUCUGGGAGCAGGAUAUAUACGCUAUCAGGUUGUGUCAGUGCAAGGUGUAUUGGUCUGGGCCGGGCGUUGACGAGCAGGGGCCUCCCAACCCUAUGGAGAGGGAGAGGAAGUACAAAGUGUUCAGCCUCAAUAACUUCCUGCACGGGCUCAUCUUGUUCCAGAAAGGUGAAACUCCCACCCCACCCCCGUUUGAGCUCUGCUUCUGCUUCGGGGAGGACUGGCCAGACCAACGGAAACCCAAGGAGAAGAAGCUCAUCGUUGUGCAGGUGGUCCCGGUGGUGGCGCGGAUCCUAACAGAGAUGUUUUCUGGAGAUCUGUCCUGGUCCACAGACAGCAUCCGACUGCAGAUCUCCAACCCAGACCUGAAGGACCAGACGGUGGAGCAGUUCAAGGAGCUCCAGAGGCUUCUCCAGAGUCAGCACGGCCUGGGGCCCUGGGCCACCAACGGACCCUGAGUCAGGGGCCUCUCGCUGGGUCUUCAACAGGGCCUGUCCUGGAUCAAGGCCUCGACUGCUCAUGGACUAUUAAUAGCACACUGCACUUGGAUUAACAACCUUAUUCAACGUCGUGUGUGGGGAUAUUAGCCUUCUUUCAACCCUGAGCCUCCCUCAUUCUAUAGAAUCUUCAUCCAGCCAGAGCCUUGUAUCUAAUCUUAACUGCAUCUUGGGCAGAACUACUUGUACAUCGUCAAAACCCAAACUGCUCUCUUUUUUUGGUCCCUUAAAUUAUUUUUUGGAAUUUCAAUAAAAUACCAUUGCAGUAUUUUUUUUAAUGGUGGCAGGUAUUACUCAAUUGUCACUUUAAUUUCUAUCCAUUUUCUUUCGCAGCCACCUUAAUCUACUGUACUAGAACGUAACUGGCUUUCUUGAGAAUGGACACUGGUGCUAUUGUGCCAAAAAUGGGACUCAAGCCAUACAUGCAAUGUAAAAAGUAUUGGAAUGUUUUUUUAAUAAACUAAUAAACGACUACAUUAAUCAGCAAA